This is a messenger RNA of Brugia malayi, 1350 nucleotides long. RefSeq names its product Zinc finger, C2H2 type family protein. The transcript is spliced from 9 exons. The record is from RefSeq and is a predicted model, not a curated record. Lineage: Eukaryota; Metazoa; Nematoda; Chromadorea; Rhabditida; Onchocercidae. Bases 1 to 1350 code for a protein of 449 amino acids.
AUGUACUCGAAAAUUGCUGAAGUAGUCACUACUGAUGCUACAUCUCUUAAUGGUGCAUCGAAGAACAUUUUGAACAUUGAACGGAUGUCACCAGCUAGUGUUGAUUCUGGUUUCGAUUCAUCGUUUCCAUCUUCACCGGACUGUUCACUAGAUUCAUCAGUUGUUGGAGCAGAAAUGACGAAGUGUUGCAAGGAUACGAAUUUUAAACGACGGCAUCAGACAGCUAUAGCUUUAGCUGUUACAUCACAGUGUCCACUGUCAGUUUGUCAGCCGUCAUGUUCAUCCUUCUCGUCGCCAAUCAGUCGAACAUCAAGCGGCAUUAGUACACUUAGUACAAGCAGUUUGAUUAGUACUGAUACGAAAACAGAUGAAAACUUUUGUCUUGACGAAUGUCUUCUGGAGAAAACAGCUUCACUAACAUCUUUGUCAUCAUCAACACAACUGGUGACUGAUGUUUCUGUUAAUCAAGAUUUGGGAGUUCCAUCAACCGACAGAUUAGGCAACAGUGCUGAGUCAGGAUGUUCAACAGUCCCUUCUUUUUCUGGCAGUUCGUCCUCAGAAGUCACUGAGUUUAACUUAAGACUACGUUGUCAUUGGAAAGGCUGUACGGAACGAUUUGCAUCUGAUAAUGACCUCUAUGAUCAUGUUGUUAAAGCUCAUUUGGAAUUGUUGCGACCUUCAGUAUAUUUGGAUGGUAGUAGUAAUAGCGGUAGUGGCGGCAGCGGUUCACAGUCACAAACGAUUGGUCGUUUAAAAAACUUGAUGUGUCAGUGGGGAAGCUGCAAAAUGGGUCUGAGUCGUGGCGACUUUCAAAAACAGUUCGUUUGGUUGGAAGAACAUUUCACAACACGACAUGCCGGUAAAGCGCAACCAUACAUGUGUCUUAUAGAGGGUUGUUCAUUAAGAUUUACAUUAAAGCGCUCAUUGGAAGAACAUCUCAGGACGGGUCAUGAAAAAGUGAAAGCCAAACGAUGUCAUACUGAAGAAGGUGAAUUGUCGAAAGUCAAAUCCUGCUACCAAUGGACACCUCUUCCUUAUUACAUACCAAGCGAGAAGAAUGACUUUUUGGAUCAUGCAACAGAAGAAUGGAUCGUUAUGCGAUUGCGACAAUAUGAGCGGACAAGUGGUGCUUGUUUUAUACCUCGCGAACCAGCAACACCUCGUGGUGGUGCUGCAUAUCGUAAAAGACGUCGAAUACUCACUUUUGCUAUUGAACCAUUGAAAUUUACUCCAAAAGUUAUUUCUGAUACGAUGGAGUUAGCAGAUGCAAAAUCACUUAUCAGAAGUGCUUUCAUUAGUGCAAAGAGUUGUACAAAUUCUGCGGAUAGGACCAUUACGGAUGGUAGCUAA